Messenger RNA from Pipistrellus nathusii (Nathusius's pipistrelle), 525 nucleotides. Lineage: Eukaryota; Metazoa; Chordata; Mammalia; Chiroptera; Vespertilionidae. The record is from the annotation of a GenBank genome assembly.
AUGGCGGCCCUUUUAAAACACGGGGUGAUGAGCAUGAUGUUUCCCCCCCAAAAAAAACACGGGGCGGGAGGGGAGAGCGCGAUCGAGGUUGGCGGCGGCUGGAGACACGCAGCCCCGCGCGGGCGGAGCGGGCUCUCCCCGCGGCGCUGGGGCUGCGCGCGGGGGCGGGGCGGGGCGGGCGCGGGGGCGCGCGAGGCGGGCGGGCGGGCGGGCGCGCGCCGGGCGGAGGGGAGGGGGCCGCGCAGGCGCCGUGCGGGGCUGUCGAAGAAUCGAGCCCGUAGAAGUGGGGCGGGCGGCGGCGGCGCGGCAGCAGCAGCCCCGGCGGCGGCGCAGCGGCGGGCGGAGCGCGGAGAGCGCGCGCUGGAGAGCGGCGGCGGCGGCGGCGGCGGCGGCGACGCCCGGAGCGGAGGGAGCAGCGCAGCGACCGGGGCCCGGAGCAGCGCCUGCCCGCCGCCUCCUCCUCCUCCUCCUCUUCCUCCUCCUCCUCCUGCUGCUCCGCGCGGCAUGCCUCGCCGCUCGCGCUGA